AUGGUACAGGUGCUGGUGACGGCUGUGGUGGGGCAACUGGCGCUGAAGUUCUCCUUCAGCAACGUCAUCGAGGUGAAGCUCAUCGAGAGCGACAAGAAGCUCAGGAUGCACCCGGUGAUGAUCCUGCUGUCCGUGGGCAUCUUUGGGUACCUCUGGGGGCCCACGGGCAUGCUGCUGAGCGUGCCUCUGAUGGCGCUCCUUAAGAUCGCCCUCUUCUCCGAGUUAGUGUCCUGA
This is a messenger RNA of Effrenium voratum, 234 nucleotides long. The record is from the annotation of a GenBank genome assembly. Lineage: Eukaryota; Dinophyceae; Suessiales; Symbiodiniaceae.